Molecule: messenger RNA, 2916 nt
Organism: Colletotrichum chrysophilum
Lineage: Eukaryota; Fungi; Ascomycota; Sordariomycetes; Glomerellales; Glomerellaceae
Exons: 6
Coding region: 1-2916 (971 amino acids)
Biological process (GO): protein import into nucleus
Cellular component (GO): nuclear membrane; cytoplasm
Molecular function (GO): small GTPase binding
Source: RefSeq, a predicted model, not a curated record
AUGGCCACCAACGGGAUUCAAGAGGCCUUCGCGCCCAACGACGUCUUGUCGGCAAUGGUGACCAUGCGCGGCGGCGAGCAAGAGACAAAGAAGAAGGCGCACGCCUACCUGGAACGUUUCCAGAAAUCUAAAGAUGCAUGGGGCACCAUCAUUGGCAUCCUUCAGUCCGACGCAGAGCCCGAGGCCAAGCUCUUUGCGGCUAUUACUUUGCGCGGAAAGAUUACUUACGACUUGACGACGCAAGUAUCGGAAACAGAGCUACCUGCGCUGCGAGACCAAAUCCUGCUCCUUCUGAAGCACUUUGCGCCCGGCCCCAAACCCAUACGAGUUCAGCUCUGCGUGUGUCUGGCGACACUGGCAGUGCAGAUGAAGGACUGGAAGGAUGUUCUUCCCACGGUAGUAUCAUCUCUCGGGGACAGCGUUGAGAGCCACGCCGCCAUUCUCGACUUUCUGCGCGUGCUACCCGAGGAGGUGACCGAAGGCCGCAAAAUCACCUUAACUGAAGAAGAGCUUUCCCAGCGGACCAGGGAAUUGCUGGGUGACAAUACGGACCAGGUCGUGCAACUGCUUAUUAACUACUCCCAAUCAUCUGCCUCUGCUGCUCAAAACCCCCAGUUAAUGGAGUGUAUUACAUCUUGGCUCCGUGAGGUUCCCGUCAGCAAUGUUGUCAAGUCCCCUCUUCUCGACGUUAUCUUCAACGCUGUGGGCAACGAUCAGGCUUCGCAGGAGGCCGCAGAAUGUCUCUGCACAAUUUUCCGGGAGACGAGAGACGUCGACGACAAUCUCGACACGAUACAAGCUCUCCUGCCUCGCGUUAUUGCUCUCCGUCCCAGGAUCGAGGCUGUUGUCAACGAGGAAGAUACGGAAGUAUACAAGUCCCUGACCAAGAUCUUCGCUCUGGCUGCAGAGGCAUGGGUUGUAGCUAUUGCCCGCGAGCCGGGACACUUCCGGCCUCUUGUCGAUUCAGUCUUGGAAUGUGCGGCCAGAGACAAGGACAGAGAUGUGAUUGAGCACACCUUCCAGUUCUGGUAUGAGCUCAAGCAGUACCUGACACUGGAACGUUACAUUCAGGCAAGAUUGGAGCUUGUCGACGUUUAUUCCAAACUCGUGGAUAUACUUCUGAAGCACUUGGAAUACCCCCAGUCAGAAUCGACAGACGAAACUGACUUGUUUGAUGGUGAUCGGGAGCAGGAGGAAAGAUUUCGCGAAUUCCGACAUCAAAUGGGCGACACUCUCAAGGACUCGUGCGAAGUAAUGGGCGUGACAGACUGCCUUACUAAGGUUCUUGAGGCUAUCAAGCUUUGGAUGCAUAAGUACGCCGGUCAAGCCACAGCAACUUCCGUUCCACAUUGGCAAGAGCUAGAGGCUCCGCUAUUUGCGAUGCGGGCAAUGGGACAGAUGGUCGAAAAGGACGAGAACAUUGUUCUUCCGCAGUUGAUGCCGUUACUCGUCCAGAUCCCUAGCCAUGAGAAGCUCCGGUUUGCCACUAUCAUGGUCCUCGGACGAUAUACGGAAUGGACGGCGGCCCACCCCGAAUAUCUCGAGCCGCAAUUCAAUUACAUCGUAACCUCGUUCCAGACAGACUCAAAAGAGGUUGUAAGGGCGGCAGCUAUGGCCAUCAAAUAUUUCUGCACUGACUGCAAGCAGCUCCUCAGCGGGCAAGUACUCCAGAUGCAAACAUUUUACGAUCAAAUACUCGACAAACUUCCCGAUAUGAGUCAGGAGGAAAUCACAGAGGGAGUGGCCAGUGUUGUUGCCGUCCAGCCGCCUGCUGAGAUUUACAAACUUCUUAAGCUCUACUGCGAUCCACUGGUUCAACGUUUGAUGAACAAAGCCAAUCUCGCCACUGACGACAAGGGCAAAUUGGCACUCGCUGACCAUCUUCAACUCGUCACUACAUUUGUGCAGGUUGUAGUGCCAUAUGUCGGACCUGGGGAAGAGAACCCCGCUGUCAAGUACUGGCAAGAGGUUUUUCCUGUGCUUGCCACGAUCUUGGACAAUUUUCUGGGAUUCGUUCCCAUUUGUGAAAGAAUUUGCCGGUGCUGGCGCAAUAUGAUCAUCUCUUACAGAACGGCUAUGACGCCGCUCUUGCCAGAGAUGGCGAACAAGCUGGCCAGUGGCUUCUCAGCCUCUCGCCAAGGCGCCUUUCUCUGGGUUACGGCAGCUAUACUUCGAGAGUUCUCGGAGGAUCGGGAGCACGUGGACCAGGAAAUCACGCAAAGCAUAUACGCCUUCUUCGAGGCGCAGACAACGACAUUCCUGCGCGUCAUGAGCGAGCUUCAGCCGGGCGAGGUGCCAGAUGUCAUUGAGGACUUUUUCCGACUGCUGAUUGACGCACUACUUUACUACCCGCAACGACUGAUACCCUCGGAGCUCCUGGGUCCGAUCUUUGAAGCAGCCGUCUUUGCUUUGACAUUGGAACAACGCGAUCCUCUCUCGGCUACGCUUCAUUUCCUUCGCGACCUCCUUACAUACGGCGGCGACAACCCGGCAACAUCAGAUGUUCUCCCUCCAGAUGUUGCUGCUCAUAUUCGCGAGGUCGUCAGUAAGUUGCUCAGCACACACGGUGAGAAACUGGUCAAGCAAGUCAUGGCAGGAAUGAUGAUCACCUUCCCCCGAGAUUGCUUCGCAGAUGGCAGCGGCGUUCUUCUGGCAAUGUUCCAGCUAUUCCCGGCCGAGACGACCACUUGGGUUGAGCGCACCAUCCAUCUCCUGCCACAGGGCACAAUCACGCCAGUCGAAGCAAACCGACUGAUGACUAAAAUCAAGGAGCGCCUGGGCGGUGAUGACCCUAGCGCAAUCAGACAAGUGAGAGCGCUUCUGCAAGAUUUCACCAACACCUACCGCCGGCGAUAUGUAGCUCCCCGAGAGGGUCUCGGCCAACUUGAGGCGGCGCGUUUCCACUUUUCGGGCUAA